This is a messenger RNA of Artibeus jamaicensis (Jamaican fruit-eating bat), 2060 nucleotides long. Its product is annotated as disintegrin and metalloproteinase domain-containing protein 5-like. Lineage: Eukaryota; Metazoa; Chordata; Mammalia; Chiroptera; Phyllostomidae. The transcript has 18 exons. The coding region runs from base 111 to 2060 and encodes 649 amino acids. The record is from RefSeq and is a predicted model, not a curated record. Gene Ontology annotation, biological process: cell adhesion; proteolysis; binding of sperm to zona pellucida. Gene Ontology annotation, cellular component: plasma membrane. Gene Ontology annotation, molecular function: metalloendopeptidase activity.
UCCAUUUGGCGCAUCUCCUGGCUCUGGGACGCUGCGCGAGCUACACCUUUACUGGUCCCAACGACUCAACUGCUGUUACUCGGCCAGCGGGGUUCCAAGACAACGGAGCCAUGUUCUUUCUUUUGGUCCUUCUCACAGGAAUUCGUGGUCUGCAGGCAGGCCCCGAUCCUCAUAAAACAUUUGUGCAGACCACAAUUCCUGAAAAGAUUUCAUCUUCUGACACCGAAAAAGAUCCAGAAAACAAUGUUGCUUAUAUGAUUACAAUAAAAGGAAAACCAUAUUUUGUCUCUCUCACAAAGCAAUCAUUUUUAUCAUCAGUUUCUGUCGUUUAUUCUUAUGACCAAAACGACACCCAGAAGGCCCACCCUUUGUUAGAUCAGAUGGAUUGCAAUUACUAUGGAUACAUUGCAGGCUUUCCAAAUUCUGUUGUGUCACUCAGUACUUGUUCAGGACUCAGGGGAACGUUGCAGUUCAAAAACAUCUCAUAUGGAAUAGAACCUGUGGAGACCAUAUCGGAAUUCGUGCACAUGAUUUAUGAAGACAGAGGUUAUAACAUUAACCUUCCUCUCUUAAGAGACAAUGAUGUUUACAGUUAUAACAAUUCAGAGUACCACGACAGAAAAAAAUCAGAAAGAGUUGAAUUUUUCAAGUUAUUCCCUCAAUACCUGGAAAUGUAUAUUGUUGUGGAUAAAAAUCUGUUUGAUUACAUGGGCUCUGAUGUAAAGGUUGUAACACAGAAGGUUAUUCAGAUAAUUGGAUUUGUUAACACUAUGCUCUCUCAGUUAAAACUGACUGUUAUAAUAUCUGCCAUAGAAAUCUGGUCAAAUAAAAACAGAAUUUCUACUGUUGGAAAUCCUAAUCACAUAUUAUUCAGAUUUUUAGAUUGGAAAACCAAACAUGUCUUUCAGACUCAUCAUGUUGCAUACUUACUUGCCUUCAAGAAACAAUUGAGUUUUAUAGGAGCUAUACUUCCUGAAAAAGUAUGUAAUAAGGACCAUGUCGCAGGAGUUGCUCUGUAUCCGGAAGGUUCAUCUUUGGAGUUCUAUACUGUCAGCAUUGUGCAGAUGCUUGGCCUUAAUAUGGGACUGAGUUUUGACAACCCUGACACCUGCCACUGUUCAGGAGAUGUUUGUACAAUGUCACCAGAAGCAAUGCACUCUUGGGGUAUAAAGGAUUUUAGCACCUGUAGCUUGGAUGAUUUUAAAUACCUCGCCUCAAAUUCUGGCUUUGAUUGUCUUCAUAACAUCCUUCAUGUUACUCCAGUUUACAAACAAGUAAACUAUGUGUGUGGCAACGGGAGGUUGGAAGUGGGUGAAGAGUGUGACUGCGGCAAGGCAGCUGAUUGCACACAUAAAGCCUGCUGUGAUGCUGUAUCAUGUAGAUUGAAACCUGAGAAACAGUGUGGUUCUGGGGAAUGCUGCACAACAGAUUGCAAGUUGAAACCAGUUGGCACAGUUUGCAGGAAAUCAGUUGAUGAAGACUGUGACUUUACUGAAUAUUGCAAUGGAUAUAACUCACAUUGUGUGAGGAACACUUUUGCACGCGAUGGACUAAGUUGUAGUUCAGGUGAAGCCCACUGUUUUAAAGGAAAAUGUCGGACAUUUGAUAAACAGUGUAAAAGUUUAAUUGGAGGAGCUUCUAGAGGUGCUCCAUUUUAUUGUUAUGAAGAAAUAAAUUCAGCAGGAGAUAGAUUUGGAAACUGUGGCAAUCAGUAUUGUUCAUUUCCUAAUUUGCUGUGUGGAAAAUUAGUUUGUUCUUGGCCACAUAAAAAAUUAGUAUCGCGUGCAAAUUUAUCUGUGAUUUACACACACGUACGAGAGGAAACAUGUGUAUCUACAUAUCUACACACGGACAGGAUACUCAAAGAGACAUUAUCGACAUACAGUCAACCUGAAGAUAGAGAUGAAACAUUUGUAGAAGAUGGCACUACGUGUGGUCCUGGGAUGAUGUGUGUCAGAUUUAGGUGCCUAGAGAUUCAAUACAGGCUCAAUACAAGGGCAUGCCACAGUUCUAAACAUUGCGGUGGCCAUGGGAUCAAUGUCAGAAGAAAGCAGGGAUAA